AUGGUCAAUCAAUUCUUCAAACAUUGGAUUAGAGGGUCCAACCCGAGAAUGGAAUUGGCACGUUUCGUAUUUGUCAAUGGUCAAGUUGUAAGAAAGGAAAUUGUAUUGAAAGGUUUGCAAUAUCAAGUAGUGCUAAUGGAUCCAAUUGAAGGAGAGGGCGAAGAAGAAGUUGAAGGAUAUGAUAUCCGACGAAACGACGGAACUGUGGGAACUAUUUCAAUUGAACAAACUGAUCAAGGAUGCGAUGUUUAUUUUCAAAUUUUCGAGCAAUUCUAA
Caenorhabditis remanei is the source of this 276-nucleotide messenger RNA. RefSeq lists its product as uncharacterized. The record is from RefSeq and is a predicted model, not a curated record. Bases 1 to 276 code for a protein of 91 amino acids. Lineage: Eukaryota; Metazoa; Nematoda; Chromadorea; Rhabditida; Rhabditidae. The transcript has a single exon.